GCUCCUGUAGAAAGAAUUCCUUUGUGGAACUCAAUUUUUUUUGUAAGGUCAAGAUGAAAUCCUUUCUCCUUGUAUAGCAUCAGUAAACUUGAAAAGUUCAAGAUGGGUUUCUGAGGAUCAUACUGGGAACAAGGAACAUGUGGUGACAUGAAAGAAACAAGGUGUCCCCCGGUCUCAACUGUCUCUCGCUUGGUUCUCUUUCAAGAUGGCAAAACAGAAAAGGCCACUUUUCCUAUUGCUGUGCAUUUCACACUCUUUUGUUGGUUGUUUGUUCCAAAGUAGCAUCAUUCCUUGGUUUCUCUCCGAUGAUAGUGAUGAUUUAGCCACUGUGGAUAGGUUCCCUUGGAUGGUGUCCCUGCAGGAUUCACAGUACACCCAUUUGGCUUUCGGAUGCAUCCUAAGUGAGUUCUGGAUAUUAAGCAUCGCUUCCCGCCUUCAGAACAGGAAGAAGGUCUUGGCAUUGGUUGGUAUAACCGACAUGAAUGCCAGGAGAAGAACCCAGCCGGAGUAUCCCAUCGAUGGCAUUUUCAGUCAUGAGAGCUUUAAUUACAUCACCAUGGAGAAUAACAUCGCCCUCCUGAAGACCUACACAGCCAUUGAGUUCAGUGACCAAGUUCAACCCAUCUGCUUUGCUAGCAGGAACCUGGCCCCAAGCAUCCUGGAGAACUGCUGGUUGUCAGGAUGGAUCCACACUGCUGCAACCAGAAAGAGAAUGGAGAUGGGCGUCCUGAGGAAGCUCCCUAUGCAGGAAGUGUGGCCCUGUUCCUUAAAGAGAUCCCGAGGAACUGUCUGCUUUAACUUUAAGGAAGAGUACAACAGCUAUGAAUGCUUGGGAGACCCGGGAAACCCAGUGAUGUGCCAAGUUAAGCCGACCAACCAGUGGAUCCUGAACGGCGUCCAGAACGAAGGCGGAAGGAGCUGCCUCGGACCCUUCCUUUACACCAAGAUCUCUUACUACAGCAGCUGGAUUUCCAAAAUGAUAAAGAAAGAAGGGCUUGAUUUAUGCCCCGUCUUCAGCUGGCGAGAGCGCCAGUCCGGCCGCUCCUCGGACGCGGGUGUGGAACUACAGAACAGCUCCGUGCUGGAGAAGCCAGUCCCAGACUCGUCUGCUCCUCUCCCGCGGGGACCCUCUUUUCGUCCCCACCGGCCGCGACUUCCCACCGCUCGGCCGCAUUCCGGUCCGCGUGCUCCUCCGCAGAGGGAAGAGCAGCCACAGAAUCGGGAGGAAGAAACCCGUCUGAAGCCCACUGCCGAUAAAAAAGUCCCGGCCAUGGCAGGGGAGCCAGGGGGGGCUGAGAGCGCAGCCAACAAGCUCCAAGCCGAGACGACGAGGGCCAGCUCGAAGGGCAGCGCUGAGCCCGUCUACUACGACUACUACAGCGGGGAAGUCAUGCCCGUGUCGGGGCAGGACCGGCGGCGUCCGGCCCGGGAAGCCAUCUCCGCGCUCUGCUUGCUGGCCCUUGUCCUCGGGGAUGUCGCAUCCAGGGGCUAGCCCGCUCACCCGACAUCCUCCGCUGAGAAGCCCACGCCCGCGGGAUGUGCCGCUCCUGGGCAGCCGCCCGUCUCCCCGUGCCCGGGCGCACGGAGGGCAUUCUCGGUGCCGUACCCCACUCUCCUUCCUCCCGUGCCCCUGGGCCUUUGGGCCAACAGCUGGCCACUGGCCAUGUCCCUCCACCUCCCCCCGGCCCGUGCUUCUUUUAGCAUUCAAGGAGCCUCGGAUGGGGCAAACGAAGCGUUCUUCCCUCGGAGAUGGACUCCCAGCGGGCACCAGCCCAGAGGAGCCAGACACGCACCCAGGGCAGACCCUCCCUCCCCCGGCGCCAAUGUAAACCCCACGUCAAAGACUUUAUUACUAAAAAGGGAUUUGUUUCUUUAA
Molecule: messenger RNA, 1876 nt
Organism: Monodelphis domestica (gray short-tailed opossum)
Lineage: Eukaryota; Metazoa; Chordata; Mammalia; Didelphimorphia; Didelphidae
Gene: PRSS54
Product: serine protease 54
Biological process (GO): proteolysis
Molecular function (GO): serine-type endopeptidase activity
Source: RefSeq, a predicted model, not a curated record